Gongylonema pulchrum is the source of this 195-nucleotide messenger RNA. Lineage: Eukaryota; Metazoa; Nematoda; Chromadorea; Rhabditida; Gongylonematidae. The record is from the annotation of a GenBank genome assembly.
GGUCGAGUUGCAUGUGAAAUCAGUUCAGCAGAUGAGCUGAUGCUCACGGAGAUGAUGUUUGGCGGUGUAUUCACAGAACUGGAUGCGACGCAUAUGGCAGCACUGCUGUCGUGUUUUGUGUUCGAAGAAAAGACGGGCGCAGCGAAGUUAGCUGACGAUAUGAGCGGAUAUUUGCAUUCUCUGCAGGUAUGCUAG